Molecule: messenger RNA, 2210 nt
Organism: Zeugodacus cucurbitae (melon fly)
Lineage: Eukaryota; Metazoa; Arthropoda; Insecta; Diptera; Tephritidae
Product: probable cytochrome P450 28d1
Exons: 8
Coding region: 138-1661 (507 amino acids)
Molecular function (GO): oxidoreductase activity, acting on paired donors, with incorporation or reduction of molecular oxygen; iron ion binding; monooxygenase activity
Source: RefSeq, a predicted model, not a curated record
AAUUCAGUGUAUAAAGCGACCCACAAGCGAGUGCUUCGAGUUGUUAGGCGAAAAAACACUUCCGCAUCUCUAGGUGUGCAUAAUAAUUGCGUUCAUUCAUAUUCUAAUUAAAAGUAUAUUGUUGAACUUGAAAAGCCAUGCUUGAGACUUGGCUGAUAACCCUCAUAUUAGCGGGUGUUAUAGCUGGCCUCAUAUACUGUUUUCUAACAUGGAAUCUACAUUACUGGGAGCGGCGUGGCAUAAAACAAGCGAAAUCAUUUACACUAGUGGGCUCGUUUCCCAGCACAUUCUCGCAUCAACGGAAUAUAGCUUAUGAUAUCGAUGAUAUUUACAGAGCUUAUAAGGAUGCUGAGAAUUUUGUUGGUGUUUUAAUGAUGCGCACUCCGAAAUUGCUUGUGAUAGAUUCUGCUUUGGUGCAACAAAUUUUCGUAAAGGAUUUUCAAAAUUUCCAUGACAACGAAAUUUCACAAACAGUGGAUGAAAAGAGUGACUUCAUUUUGGCUAAUAACCCGUUUGUAUUAACUGGCAAUAAAUGGAAAGAGCGCAGAAUGGAAAUCAUACCCGCUAUGACACCAAAUAGAAUAAAGGCCGUCUAUCCGAUAACCUUGGAGGUGUGUCAACGACUUAUACACUAUAUCAAGGAGCAAACUAAGAGAAGCGCCACGGAAGGUUUAGACGCAUCAGAGCUCUUCUUACGCUACACAUCUGAGGUGGUGAGCGAAUGUAUAUUGGGCAUACGUGCCAACAGUUUUAACGAUGAAUCAUCACCAAUCUAUGCCAAUACGAAGAAAAUUUUCAACCAAACAUAUAUUUUUCGUGUUUAUCAACUGCUGACCGGAUUCAUACCUGCCGUGCGGAAUUUCUACAAAAUGCGUUUCUUUCCCAAAGACGUUGAAGAGUUCUUUAUUGAUUUAAUGCAGCGAACUUUAGAUUUGCGACGUAAACAAAAUGUGGAUAGAGUAGAUUUUAUCAAUUAUAUGUUACAACUGCAGCAAAAACGUAAUAUCUCAACGCCUGAGAUAACGUCGCAUGUAAUGUCCUAUAUGACCGAUGGCUUCUUAACGACAGCUACGGCUAUAACGCAUUGCUUGUUGUUGCUCGCACGCCACCAAGACAAACAGCGUCAAUUACGUCAAGAGAUUACAGAGCAUCUGGACGAGCAUCGUAACUUGAGCUUCGAAGUGCUCUCUGAUUUGCCAUACUUAGAUGCUUGUUUACAUGAGGCCUUACGAAUCUUCUCGCCAAUACUCUUUAACAAAAAGCUCUGCACGAAUUCUUGUGAGCUGGUUAAUAAGAAUGGCAGUAUUUUGAAGUUGCAAAAGAAUGAUGUCAUCAUGAUACCCGCUCAUUCAUUGCAUCAUGAUGAGUGUAUUUACGAAGAACCGGAGUUAUUUAAACCAGAACGCUUUCUACCCGAAAAUGGUGGCUUAAAAAGCUAUCGCGAUAGAGGUGUGCUCCUAGCUUUUGGUGAUGGACCACGCGUUUGCUUAGGCAUGCGAUUUGCGCUCACUCAAAGUAAAGCAGCAAUUGCCGAGGUCGUAAGGAAUUUCGUAAUCAAACCCAAUCCCAAAACACGCUCGGACAAUACCUUAACUAAAGAUAGCUUUUUUGGAAGCUUGGAAGGUGGAGUUUGGCUCGAUUUUGAGUCAAUUAAUGCAUAGUUAAAUUAACAAAUAAAAUUAAUAAUAUUAUAUUAAUUUAAACUAAGGUUCUUCACAUAACUCAUGUAAACUAAAAAUGAUCUAAUAGCUCCUUAUACUAACUAACCUUCACUAACACGCCUCUCUUAACCCCCAGAGUCGCCAAGUAGACACUUAUUUGUCAGUUAACAUAAUGACAAUUGCUAUAAGAAUGACUGCGUAUUAAUUGCUGUCAUAUUAAGUGGAGCCAAGCUGCCGGCGCGCGAUACUUGCCACAUGCGCCACAACAGCCAGACAGGCGGCUGGACAGCUAUAAUUGGCAACAUAACAAUGUGUAGGCUCAAACAGCCAUUGCAAAACACAAAAUAUCAAAUAAAAUGUGCAUUAUAUAACAAUUUUUCCCACAACAUUGCCUUGCAAUUGAUAGCUGGAAUGAUACAGCAAUGGAGAGUAAUGAAAAUGUGAAGUAAAAUACAAAAUGUUGAUAUUAAAUUGAGUGGCACUUGUAAAUAGAGUUUAAUUAAGGAAUUUAAUACGAGAUUAAAGUUUUGAAAACUCUGUUAAUAUGAA